This is a messenger RNA of Gongylonema pulchrum, 906 nucleotides long. The record is from the annotation of a GenBank genome assembly. NCBI's taxonomy places the organism in Eukaryota, Metazoa, Nematoda, Chromadorea, Rhabditida, Gongylonematidae.
AUGUUAAUCGCUUUCUUCUUGCUCCUCAGCAGCUUCGGCUUAUCAGCUUCUCGUUCAGCUACGAAGAAAUUAUGCGAAGAAGAGCUGGAAAAAAGUCGUAUUUACCUCGAAAGUAUCCGAGGAAAGAUGCUAGGAAAAGAAGAGCAAAGACGCGAUCAACGAAUUCAAGCACACUUCUUAUCAGAUCCAAAAGGUGCAUGUGAUGGGCCACGUUUUCGUGAUAUUACUACUGUAACCAGUCAACAAUUGGGAGCAUUUUUAUCGAUAUUUGCUGUUAGUCGUGGCUUACCGUUGUGCUCAGUUUGCGAUAGCAUGGUUAACAAAGCAGAAGCUGUCCUUUUUGAGCCAGGUUCUAAAGAACUACCGCAUGCCGAACAAGUACUUCGCCAAUACAUUCGUGCGAAUUUACCAAGCGCAGAAGCAAUUUGUUCAGCACUGCUACCAGCCUGUUAUCAUAAUUAUACAACAAACUGUAAACGCUUGAUUGAUUUAAUUUUCCCUAAGAAUGGCGUCUUGAGAUAUAAUCAAUUUUUAUUGAAUGAGAGCAGAAUUCAAUCAUUUAUGGACAUGUUAACGACACGAUAUUUGUCUGGAUUUUGCGCCAAAGUAUGCCACCUAUUCCGACCAAAUAUAUUCUGGGAUGGAAUUGGCUACACUGACUGCAUGUCGUCAACGACAAAUUAUUUGAAAGAUUUGCUGCAGAAAGCUGCGACAGUAUUCAUGCCGGAGAAAUUCUGCUUCAAGACAAUACACUGGUGCGACAGUUUUCCAACGCCUUCUAUUACACAGUGUCUAAAAGAAUUUUGUGAAGAAGGUGUUCCACCACAGUGGCAAGAUAUCUGCAAAAUGAUUCCCAACGAUCGAGCAAAAGCAGAUGCCUUCCUGAACAUCAAGCGAUAUCAGUAA